Messenger RNA from Cydia amplana, 1448 nucleotides. Its product is annotated as acyl-CoA Delta-9 desaturase. Lineage: Eukaryota; Metazoa; Arthropoda; Insecta; Lepidoptera; Tortricidae. Gene Ontology annotation, cellular component: endoplasmic reticulum membrane. Gene Ontology annotation, molecular function: stearoyl-CoA 9-desaturase activity; iron ion binding. Gene Ontology annotation, biological process: unsaturated fatty acid biosynthetic process. The transcript is spliced from 7 exons. The record is from RefSeq and is a predicted model, not a curated record. Bases 171 to 1301 code for a protein of 376 amino acids.
AUCAGUUCGGCGCGACAGCCGACUCAGUCCACCAUAGUGCGUCGCGAGCGCUGGUUCGACCACCACGUCGCACUGCCGAAACCCCACCGCGCGACCUGUGCAAACAGAUACUCCAUAGUGAAUGUCAUAUAACGAUUCGUCUAGUGUAUUCCGCCUGUAAAAACAUUUCAAUGGCGCCCGCGCAAAAGAACGUCGACGCCGACGUGUGCGACAGCGACCUGCCUUCCCAAAUCAAAAUGAGGCUUAUGGCUAUGGACAGUAAGAGCCAAAACCGAGAAGUACAUUGUGAUAACAAUAAUUCCGUGGACAAUAUUAGUGAGAAAGUGAACGUAGAUACAGGGUUCGACUUACAAAAAUACGAGGCUAUGGAGUUCAAAUCAAAGUUUAGAUGGCCUGAUCUGACAGUGCAAGUGUUGUUGCAUUUAGUUUCUAUUUAUGGACUGUACCUGAUAGUUACAUUUAAAGUGAAAUUCUUAACAACGAUUUUUGCAUUCCUGACAAUAUACACAUCAGGCUUCGGCAUCACAGCGGGCGUGCACCGACUGUGGUCACACCGAGCGUACCAAGCCCGUACGCCGCUACGGGUGCUACUGGCGCUGCUCUUUACCAUCACCGGACAGCGCGACAUCUACACGUGGGCGCUGGACCACCGCGUGCACCACAAGUACACGGAGACCGCUGCGGAUCCGCACGACAUCCGGCGCGGGUUCUGGUUCGCGCACGUGGGGUGGCUCGUGCUCACGCCGCACCCCGCCGUCGAGGACCGCCGCGCCGCCUUCAGGCUCACCUCGAGGGACCUCGACUCCGAUCCUGUCGUUGCGUGGCAGAAGAAAUACUUCAUCCCUUUGUUCGCGCUGCUGAAUGUAAUCCUGCCCGUAUGGAUCCCGUGGUACUGCUGGGACGAGUUACUGGUGAACAGUUUUGUGGUCAGCUUCGUCACGAGAUUCACGAUCACGCUCAACAUCGCAUUCUGCGUCAACAGCUUCGCGCACCUGUGGGGGAACAAGCCUUACGACAGGUUCAUAAAAUCGACCGAGAGCGUGAUGGUAAGCUUGGCUGCCCUGGGCGAGGGCUGGCACAACUACCACCACGUGUUCCCGUGGGACUACAGGACCUCCGAGCUCGGCCGCAUCAACAUCUCGACAGGCUUUAUUGACGCUUUUGCUAAAAUUGGAUGGGCGUAUAAUUUAAAAACCGCAACAAAAGCCAUGAUCAUUAGCCGAGCGAAGCGGAGUGGGGACGGCACCUUGGGAGACAUGGAGGAGCCCGAUCCUACGCUGAAAAAUGAAGGCAUCGAAUGAGGCUGCAACUAGAAUAAUAUAUAGGCUUUCAUUUGAGACACGCUGACGCUGGAAAGCGGCAAUUACAAUUCGAAAUUUCGGCAAAACAUUCCUAUUAAGACAUUUUCAUUUAGUGCUCUAAAUUAAAUAUGUAACAUGACUGUUAGA